GUGGGGAUUCCUCUGCUCGAUUCCUCUUCUUCUUCCUCUUCUUCUCAGCCGACCACUUCCACACUUCAAACUCUCGGCAACAUCAUCGUUUCCGUCAUCGGAACCGGAAUUUUGGGCUUGCCUUAUGCUUUCAGAAUUGCCGGCUGGGCCGCCGGAUCCUUGGGCGUCAUACUCACUGGCGUCGCCACCUACUACUGCAUGCUCCUUCUGGUGAAUUGUAGGGAGAAAUUGGCAUCGCAAGGAAGAUCCAAGGAAUCAAGAACUUAUGGUGAUUUGGGGUAUAUGUGCAUGGGAAACAAAGGUCGCUACCUUACGGAGUUUCUCAUUUUCUUUGCUCAAUGUGGCGGCUCAGUGGCAUAUCUGGUAUUUAUUGGUCAAAACCUUUCAUCUGUAUUUCAAGGUCAUGGCCUCGCAUUUUCCUCCUACAUAUUUUUGAUAGCAGCAGUUGAAAUUGUGAUGUCAUGGAUUGGAUCUCUGGCUGCUUUAGCACCUUUCAGCAUUUUUGCUGAUAUUUGUAACGCAAUAGCAAUGGGAAUUGUGGUAAAGGAAGAUAUACAAAAGGCAAUAGCAGGUGGAAUUUCGUUUGGGGAAAGAAUGGUGAUUACAUCGAAUUUACGAGGCUUACCAUUUGCAGGAGGGAUGGCGGUGUUCUGUUUUGAAGGAUUUGGCAUGACAUUGGCUUUGGAAUCCUCUAUGAAAUACAAAGCUACAUUCCCCAGGGUUCUUGCUCAGGCUUUUGUAGGGAUAACCAUCAUGUAUGUUUUGUUUGGAUUCUCCGGAUACAUGGCUUAUGGUGAUGAAACCAGAGAUAUUAUCACUCUCAAUCUUCCCAAUACUUGGUCAACAAGAGCAGUUCAGGUUGGAUUGUGCGUGGGGCUAGUUUUCACAUUCCCUAUAAUGUUGCAUCCAAUUAACGAGAUUGUGGAGGGUAAGUUGAAACAGAGCAACUGGCUUCAGAAGGUCCAAGACAGUGAUAACGUGUUCUCACGAAAAGGAGUAACGUUGGUUGCGUACAUCAGUCGGGCGAUCAUCGUGCUCGGAUUGGCUACCUUGGCUUCGUUCAUACCAGGUUUCGGUGUUUUCGCCUCGUUUGUUGGCAGCACGGUAUGUGCAUUAAUCUCAUUUGUUUUGCCAGCAAUCUUUCACCUAUUGUUAAUGGGAUCAUCUCUGAGCUUCGGGCAAAAAGUUUUGGAUUCUUUCAUUUUGAUAUGUGGAUUGUUUUUUGCUGUUUAUGGUACUUAUAAUACUAUAGUUGGUUUCUGAGCCGCUGGUGAUGUGUAACUUAAAUUACAGUUCAUAGUAAAAUGGUUAUUUAUCC
Messenger RNA from Momordica charantia (bitter melon), 1318 nucleotides. It is a transcript of the gene ANT1, whose product is annotated as aromatic and neutral transporter 1. Gene Ontology annotation, molecular function: L-amino acid transmembrane transporter activity. The record is from RefSeq and is a predicted model, not a curated record. Lineage: Eukaryota; Viridiplantae; Streptophyta; Magnoliopsida; Cucurbitales; Cucurbitaceae. Gene Ontology annotation, biological process: amino acid transmembrane transport. Gene Ontology annotation, cellular component: vacuolar membrane.